Molecule: messenger RNA, 2624 nt
Organism: Chenopodium quinoa (quinoa)
Lineage: Eukaryota; Viridiplantae; Streptophyta; Magnoliopsida; Caryophyllales; Amaranthaceae
Product: oligopeptide transporter 4-like
Exons: 6
Coding region: 203-2443 (746 amino acids)
Biological process (GO): transmembrane transport
Molecular function (GO): oligopeptide transmembrane transporter activity
Source: RefSeq, a predicted model, not a curated record
GUAGAUACGUACAAGUUAUUAUGAAAAUCAAUCAAUAUAUAUGAAUUAAGGACCCGUUACUGUUUAAGGUGCGAAAUAUUAUACGAGAGUCCAAAAAUCAAAUCAUAUCCUUUAGCUUUAUAAAAACUGUCCUUCCAUUGUGCCAUGCAAACAUCAACACUCCUUUCCAUAAUUCUUAUCAGAGUCACUUUUAUUUCCUUCCAUGGGUUCCUUAGAACUGCAACCCACAACCCAAACCCACCAACCCGACCCAGAAAAACCCAACCCGGAUAUCGAUGAUGACUACAUUUCUCCGAUCGAAGAGGUCCGGCUAACGGUCACCAAUACCGAUGACCCGACCCUACCGGUAUGGACCUUCCGAAUGUGGUUCUUGGGCCUCAUUUCUUGUGCAGUCCUCUCAUUUUUGAACCAGUUCUUUUCUUACAGGACUGAACCCCUGGUUAUAACCCAAAUCACAGUCCAAGUAGCUGCUCUGCCCAUUGGUCAGUUCAUGGCCCAUGUCCUCCCUCGGACCGUGUUUCAUAUCCCCGGGUUUGGGGCCCGAACAUUUUCACUUAACCCCGGCCCAUUUAACGUCAAGGAACAUGUACUUAUAACCAUAUUUGCUAAUGCUGGAAGUGCUUCAGCUUAUGCUGUCUUAAUAGUUGAUAUUAUUAAGGCCUUUUACAUUCGGAAAAUAUCAUUUUUAGCUGGUUGGAUUCUUAUUAUCACUACUCAGGUAUUAGGAUAUGGUUGGGCAGGUUUAAUGAGGAAGUAUGUAGUCGAGCCUGCCCAUAUGUGGUGGCCUAGCACUCUUGUGCAAGUCUCUCUAUUUAGGGCCUUGCAUGAGAAGGAUGACAAGGAUGAGAGGCGCAUAUCAAGGUCAAAGUUUUUUAUGAUCGCGCUAUUAUGCAGCUUUUUGUGGUAUGCAGUUCCUGGUUACCUGUUCUCAACACUUACGAGUGUAUCAUGGGUCUGCUGGGUAUUUUCAAAAUCAGUCACAGCACAACAACUAGGCUCGGGGAUGAAAGGCCUCGGUCUAGGGGCCGUAACACUAGACUGGUCUGCCGUGGCAUCCUACUUAGGCAGCCCUCUUAUAACCCCAUUCUUUGCCAUUGCAAAUGUGUGUGCAGGCUAUGUUAUGAUAGUAUACAUCUUCGUUCCUAUAGCAUAUUGGGGAUUUGAUUUGUAUGGUGCUCGAAAAUUUCCCAUUUUCUCUUCACAUUUAUUCACAGCUCAAGGCCAACCCUAUAACAUUUCAACUAUUGUCAAUGAUAAAUUUGAACUAGAUCUAACAGAGUAUCAGAAACAAGGACAAAUCCAUAUGAGUGUGUUCUUUGCAUUUAGUACUUAUGCCUUUGGAUUCGCUGCCAUAGCAGCCACUAUCACUCAUGUCACCGUCUUCUAUGGAAGGGAAAUACUCGAAAGAUAUCGUGCAUCGUACACAAGCAAGGAAGAUAUUCAUACCAGACUAAUGAAGAAGUACAAAGAUGUACCAUCAAGUUGGUUCUACCUUCUUCUUGGGUUAACAGUAGCAAUUUCUUUUCUUCUCUCUAUUUUCUUAAAAGAUCAAGUUCAAAUUCCUUGGUGGGCUCUCCUCUUUGCCUGUGGCUUGGCAUUCAUUUUCACCCUUCCUAUCAGCAUCAUAACCGCAACAACAAACAUGGAACCAGGACUGAAUAUUGUUACAGAGUACAUUAUGGGUAUUAUAUUACCAGGAAAACCAAUUGCCAAUGUGUGUUUCAAAGUUUAUGGUUACAUGAGCAUGUCACAAGCUAUAUCUUUCCUCAGUGAUUUUAAGCUAGGACACUACAUGAAGAUCCCGCCAAGAUCGAUGUUUUUGGUUCAGCUCAUAGGAACUAUUCUUGCUGGUACAAUCAACAUUGCAGUAGCAUGGUGGUUGCUCAACUCGAUACACAAUAUAUGCCAGGAUAAUCUGCUUCCACCUAACAGUCCUUGGACAUGUCCUGGUGACCGCGUAUUUUUUGAUGCUUCUGUUAUAUGGGGGUUAGCAGGUCCUAAAAGGAUAUUUGGAGAUCUUGGACCUUACAAGGCCUUAAAUUGGUUCUUUCUAGGAGGUGCACUAGGACCGAUUAUAGUUUGGCUCCUUCACAAGGCUUUCCCUAAGCAAUCAUGGAUUCUAUUGAUCAAUCUGCCUAUACUUUUCAGCGCGACAUCUUCUAUGCCACCAGCAACAACUCUCAACUACAAUGCCUGGAUCGUAGUUGGAACGAUUUUCAACUUAAUCAUAUUUCGUUACAGGAAACUGUGGUGGCAAAGAUACAACUAUAUUCUUUCAGCAGCCUUGGAUGCUGGGGUUGCCUUCAUGGGAGUUCUGUUGUACUUAGCACUAGUUAUGGAGGAUAAAAACUUGACCUGGUGGGGUACUAACGGCGAGCACUGCAAUCUAGCAACAUGUCCAACAGCUAAGGGUAUCAAGGUUGAUGGAUGCCCUAUCCACUAGUUCUUGUUCAUGUACAGAAUUUAACAUAGAACUUCUGUUUGAUACUUGUAUAAUACAGCGCGAGAGCUAAGAGUCUAAGACUCCUAAGUCCUAAAACUUGUAACAAAAUACCAAUAUGACAAAUGAUUGAGUAUAAGUUUCGAUCCAAGUUUUAUUGGAGCGACUAUAGUUUACUAGCACA